Molecule: messenger RNA, 2637 nt
Organism: Poecilia latipinna (sailfin molly)
Lineage: Eukaryota; Metazoa; Chordata; Actinopteri; Cyprinodontiformes; Poeciliidae
Gene: acer1
Product: alkaline ceramidase 1
Exons: 7
Coding region: 276-1103 (275 amino acids)
Biological process (GO): ceramide catabolic process; sphingosine biosynthetic process
Cellular component (GO): membrane; endoplasmic reticulum
Molecular function (GO): N-acylsphingosine amidohydrolase activity
Source: RefSeq, a predicted model, not a curated record
GCAGCAGGCAGGUUGGGCCGGCUCCAACCGUGCGCUCCUCGAUCUGAUCUCCGCUUUACGGUUAAGGAAAAGCGAGAAAAACGAGUUCCGGAUGAAUCCGUUUUAAUGUUUUUUUUAUUUUUUUUUUAUCUGAAGACAUGUAACCCUAACGACGUGAAGCUUGAUGAACGGAUAACGUCACUCCGUCACAGAGCGGCAGGGUUUCGGUCCUCCUCCCAGGUCAAUAAUCCACCUGUUGCACCACCUGGAGCGGAGCAGCGCAGAGGAGCGCAACCAUGGGAGGCGUCUAUUCCAGUGAAAAGAUGGCCAACGUUUUUGCCUAUGAGAGCUCAGAACUUGACUGGUGUGAAGACAAUUACAGAUACUCUGAACAUGUCGUGGAGUAUUUCAACACAGUCAGCAGCUUUUUCUUCUUCAUUGUUGCUCCUAUAAUGCUCUAUCUGCUGCAUCCCUAUGCGAAGCAGAGGAGCCUGGCAAUCCACAUGGUCUGGAUCAUGAUGAUUUUUGUAGGACUUUUCUCUGCAUACUUCCACAUGACUCUUAGCUUCGUUGGCCAGAUGCUGGAUGAGCUCUCCAUCUUGUGGGUGUUAGCUGUGGGAUAUGCCACUUGGUUCCCUCGUAAACUGUUUCCCUCUUUUAUCAAAGACAGGUCUACAUUUUCGCGGCUCGUCCUGUUGAUCACUGUCAUUACUACUGUGUCAUCGUUUGUCAAACCCACGGCCAACGCCUACGCCUUAAACUGUUUUGGCCUCCACCUUCUGUACACCUUGGCUGUGGAGAUGAGAUGCUGCACUGACCAGAAGGCUCUACGUCUGGCCAAGCUGUCAGUGGCUCUGUGGGUCCUUGCCAUCUCCUGCUGGAUUAGCGACCGUUUGUGCUGCAGUUUCUGGCAGUGGUUAAACUUCUGCUACCUUCACGGGAUCUGGCACAUUCUCAUUGUGAUGGCUGUAGCCUAUGGCAGCACGCUGGUAGCUUAUCUGGAUGCCAGCAAUGAAAUACCUUAUUCGCUGCCUGGACUGGAGUACUGGCCCUGUGAUAAAUGGGCCGUUGGAUUCCCCCACAUUGUUCUCUCCAGCUCUCCAAAGACCCAAAAACGGUGCUGACGAAUCAUUACCCCUGGCAUUUCUUUUGUUGUCAAAUGUUUGCUUAACAACUGAAUUGCCUUGCAUCUGAAUCCUACUGAUAAAUGUCACUGCUUAGACUGAAGUUAGCAUUUAAAUGUAUAUCUGUAGCCACCAAAACAAUAUAAUCAUAAAGGAUAAUGAGUUUAGUUGUUGACAAAACAUUCAUCUCAGCAUUUCCUCAAAAGAGGUUUUUGUUUAAGCAGCAAAAAGAGAAUUUGAAGCACUUUACAGUAUAAAAAAAUUUGUACCUAAGUGCUGCAUAGCGAAAACUUAUCUAAGCUAGUAGAUAAGUUUUCUACUAGCUUAGUAGUAAUUAAAUAUUGCAACAUCAUUGCAAUUUAACAUUGCGAUGUUUAAUUACAUGUAAAGAACAGUACAGCAGAAACUUAUGCUAAUUUUUUGCUUUGUAAACAUGUAUAAAAUGGUACUAAAGUGAAUUAAUAUAAAACAUUUUAACAUUUGAAGAUGCUUGAAUGUGACCAAAAUCUUUAAAAUUAGAGUUAGCCUAGCUAAUUGCUAGCAUAACUUCCUGGUGAGUUAUUCUCCCAAAACGCUGUUCAAGAACGCUAUUCAUUGCAGAUAAAAGAUAAAAAUAAUGACUGCUAAUGUCUUUAAAUUAUUCCUUUAAUAACAUUAAAAGCAGCAAGAAAAAAGUCUGAAAGCUGCCCUGAAGCAGACAAAGAGGCUAGCGAAGCAUAGCCAACACUGCUGCUAUGUUUACAUUUCCUUAUUCUCAGGGGAAAAUUUGCUCCAGCUUUUUGUACCAGCUUGUGAUGGUGAAGAAGUGAUUAAUUUUCUUUUAUUUCAGUUCGUCCAGUUCUCCUUGCAGUAUUUUGUAUCCUUCAGUUCAGAUCAUAGUUUGCAAAGAGGUUACAAAAAAUCAGUAGGAUCCACUUGCAAAGAGGGAUAAAUAUAGAAAACAAGCCCCUAGCUCAAUAUGCUGCAAAGGUAGUCAGUUAUUGGCAAAAAAUAAAAAAUAAAAAUAAAAAAUCCAACCAAAGUGUCCUUUAAAAAAAAAUGUUAUCUGAAAAUGGGAGUAAUCAUUGUAACAUUUUAUUUAGCGUUUCAGUUUUUUAAAUGUGAACCGGCACACACCAACUGUCACUUGUACACUGAAAUGAUGUUUUAUAUUUUAACUUCAGGUAUUAAAUUCUAGUUUACUUUAAUAAUUGAUCAUAUUUUUUAUGUAUUUUUUUAGUAAGUUUAGUAGUUUUUCAAAAGAUGUCCAGAACUUGAUUCUUCCGAAUGCAUAUAAAGAGUUUUAAUAUUACUGAUGCUUGAGCAAAUUUCCCAGUCUGGUUGUGACCCAUCUUGCUAGAAUAAUUUUAUUUAUUUUUUGGGAGGUUUUAGGGCAUUCCAUUGCAAAAAUUGGAUUUUAUUUUCAUUUAUCACUUCUUAAUUUUGUGUGAGAUAUUUGUCUUCAACUGUAAUACUGCCAUUGCCAUUCUUUACCAAAUUACCAAAUUAUUUACAAUUACCAUCUUUGCCAUUAUUUAUUAUUUCUGAUUUACAU